Messenger RNA from Carassius auratus (goldfish), 4449 nucleotides. Its product is annotated as anion exchange protein 2-like. Gene Ontology annotation, cellular component: basolateral plasma membrane; plasma membrane; apical plasma membrane. Gene Ontology annotation, biological process: bicarbonate transport; monoatomic anion transport; regulation of intracellular pH. The record is from RefSeq and is a predicted model, not a curated record. Bases 454 to 4164 code for a protein of 1236 amino acids. Lineage: Eukaryota; Metazoa; Chordata; Actinopteri; Cypriniformes; Cyprinidae. Gene Ontology annotation, molecular function: monoatomic anion transmembrane transporter activity; solute:inorganic anion antiporter activity. The transcript has 25 exons.
CCAUGUCGCUUGCAGUGUGGAUGGGGUGUCGUGAUACAAAACAUCCGCAUGCCGCAUGUCCACGUUUUCCUGAGCCUUUGGUACUGAAUGGGUUUUGCUCCCAGACCGAGAAGACGACAUGAAGUGCGGUUAUUUGCUCGACAGACACGUGCGUUGACUCGGUGUGUAAGCUGAACGCGUUCUGCAAAUGCAUUUGACGUGGGUCUUUGCCAUCGCACUACAAUGACUGCUGUCUCCCUGCAGUGAGCAUUCUGAGAAUCUUCGAGGGGGACAAGUUCGAGCUAAACACUGCAGGACGUUGGUUCUCCAGGACCAGGAUUGGAAACCCCUGACUCAAAGGCCCUGUUACAAAAGGUUAUGCUGCCCGAAAGUUCCCAGUUGAGUCUGAGUGAAAGAGAAAAGGGCUAAAGCCAGCGCACUUUACAGCAUCACCCACAAACCUGACCGUAAGCAAUGAGUGACCCUCAGGAUGCCAGUGACGUCACUUCUGCCGCAGGCUUGAUGAGACAUUUGCCUGUUGUAGUGCAUUCUCCGCCCCAGUGCUGUGAGGAUGAUGAUGAUGAUGAUGAAGGGGACCUGAACAAGACACUGGGAGUGCAGCGCUUCCAGCAGAUCCUUACACCUGCCCAGCGCGUGCCCAUCGAACAACACCGCUCCUUUAAUGAGGAGGACUUUGAGUAUCACCGUCACACCUCUCUACACGUUCACCACCCUCUGUCUAAACACCUCCCAGAAGUCCGGAGGAAAAAGCCAGGAAGAAAGCGGAAGGACUUAGGACGGAGGAGGAGUUCAUCUAUGGGAGCUGCUCCCCCGAUAGAUGAGGAUGAUGAGGAUGAAGAGCUGGAUGAAGAUUCCUGUAGCCAGCAGGACAAAGAGGGCAAUGUCACCACCACGCCUACACCGGACACGGACACAGAGCUGGAUGCUGAGCAGGCACAGUUUUUCGUAUCAGAAGACGAUCCUGACUCCACUGUAAAGAAGAACGGUAAAGUCUCGCCACAUCGAAAGCUGUCAAUCAUACCCCAUUCAACGCUUCAGACCAGUAUCAGCAUCCCAGAAGAUGUUACAGCAACCGUCCGCAGGGGCGGAAAUUGGGUUUGUAAUAUGCCCAAAGGCAGACGAGUUUCUGCACCAUGUUUGUUUCCAAGUUUGAGUUCUCCAGACGGCAGCUUUAAGCCCAGCCGCAGCUAUGACCUGCAGGAGCGCCGCCGCACGGGCAACAUGACGGGCACCACACUACACUACCAAUACAUGCCCACUGACGAGAGCGAGGCGCAGACGCUCGCCACAGUCGACCUGGAUGGCAUUAAAAGUCACAGGUUUGAAGAUGUCCCUGGUGUGCGGCGGCACCUGGUUAAGAAGAACGCUAAAGGUCAGGUGGUUCACAUCGGCAAGGACCACAAAGAACCCAGCAGUCGCAUCCGGACCAAGUUGGAUCGAACCCCACAUGAGGUGUUUGUUGAGCUGAAUGAGUUACUGAUGGAUAAGAACCAGGAGAUGCACUGGAAGGAAACGGCUCGCUGGAUAAAGUUUGAGGAGGACGUGGAGGAGGAGACGGAGCGCUGGGGCAAACCUCAUGUAGCUUCACUCUCAUUCCGCAGCCUGCUGGAGCUCCGCAGGACCAUUUCACACGGUGCAGUGUUGUUGGACCUGGACCAGAAGACGCUGCCUGGUAUUGCUCAUCAGGUUGUAGAGCAGAUGAUUAUCUCCGAUCAGAUCACAGCACAGGACAGAUCCAAUGUGCUCCGAGCCCUGCUCCUCAAACACAGUCAUCCAAGUGAUGGCAAGGAGCACAGUUUGUUUAACCGGAACAUCUCAGCAUCCAGCCUUGGCUCUCUCAUAUCACAUUACCAUAGCAGUAACCACAUCGCCGCACCGGAGCCCUACACCACAGACCCGCUCAUCGGAGGACUACGUAACUUUGAGUCACGCAGAAGUGUAGACUUCGAUAAGAAUGAGAAAGACACACCCCAGUUUUUUGGUUUGCACAAGACCAAAUCUAAACAUGAGCUGAAGCUGCUUGAGAAGAUUCCAGAGGAUGCAGAAGCAACGGUUGUCCUUGUGGGGAGUGUGGAUUUCCUGGAUCAGCCCACCAUGGCCUUCGUGAGACUGCAGGAAGCGGUUCUGUUAGAGUCAGUUCUAGAAGUGCCAAUUCCAGUUCGGUUUCUUUUCGUGCUGCUUGGCCCACCCAGUGCCAACAUUGACUAUCACCAAAUCGGCCGCUCCAUAUCAACACUUAUGUCUGAUAAAGACUUCCACGAAGCGGCGUAUUUGGCAGAUGAGCGGCAGGACCUGCUGACAGCCAUCAACAGCUUCCUGGACUGCAGUAUUGUGCUUCCUCCAUCCGACGUUGGAGGAGAUGAGCUGCUGCAUUCUAUCGUUCGCUUCCAGAAAGAGAUGCUGCACAAGAGACAGGAACAAGAGGUCAAACUACAGGCCAAGGAAGCCAAGAGCCCCGAGGACAUGGCUCAUCAUCCUCCUCUGAAACCUGAAGACGAUCCUCUUCGGAGGACGGGUCGGCUGUUUGGUGGGGUUAUCCGAGAUGCACAGCGCCGCUACCCCAAAUACAUCAGUGAUUUUAAGGAUGCCCUAAGUCCUCAAUGCAUGGCCACAGUCAUAUUCAUUUACUUUGCUGCACUUUCUCCUGCCAUUACCUUUGGAGGACUAUUGGGUGAAAAGACGGAUGGUUUGAUAGGAGUGUCAGAGCUGAUUAUUGCCACUGCCGUGCAGGGAAUGUUGUUCUGCCUGCUUGGGGCUCAACCUUUGCUGGUGGUGGGCUUCUCUGGACCCCUGCUAGUGUUUGAAGAGUCCUUCUAUUCAUUCUGCCGGUCCAAUGAAAUCGAGUAUCUGACGGGACGUGCGUGGAUUGGAAUCUGGUUGGUCAUCAUUGUUGUUCUCACGGUGGCCUUUGAGGGGAGCUUCCUUGUGCGAUUUGUGUCACGCUUCACCCAAGAGAUCUUCUCCUUCCUCAUCUCUCUCAUCUUCAUCUACGAGACCUUCUUCAAGCUGGGCAAAAUCUUCAUGGAUCAUCCUAUCAGAAGCUGCUAUGGAAGAGAGGAAAAUGACACUGCUUUACCAACACCCACAAGUGACGGCAGGUCUCCAGAUGCCUCGCAAACCCUAAACCAGCCAAACACCGCUCUCCUCUCCCUGGUGCUCACGGCCGGCACCUUCUUCAUUGCCUUCUAUCUGCGUAAAUUCAAAAACAGUGCUUUUUUCCCUGGCAGGCUCCGAAGGGCUAUUGGAGAUUUUGGAGUUCCUAUCGCAAUCUCCAUCAUGGUUCUGUUGGACUACAGCAUUAAGGACACUUACACACAGAAACUAAGUGUGCCUGAUGGCUUCUCUGUGACCAGCCCGGAUAAGCGUGGUUGGUUAAUACCCCCACUGGGCUCAGACGGCCAGUUCCCCAUUUGGGUGAUGAUUGCCAGCAUUCUACCUGCCCUGCUCGUCUACAUCCUCAUUUUCAUGGAGACUCAGAUCACCACUCUUAUUGUCAGCAAGAAGGACAGGAUGCUGGUUAAGGGUUCAGGCUUUCACUUGGACCUGCUGAUCAUCGUGGUUGCGGGUGGUGUUUCAGCUCUGUUUGGGCUGCCAUGGUUGACUGGUGCUACUGUUCGUUCAGUAACUCAUGCAAAUAGCCUUACGGUGAUGAGCAAAGCUGUUGCGCCUGGUGACAAACCACGCAUUCAGGAAGUAAAAGAGCAGAGAGUAACAGGAUUUCUGGUGGCUUUUCUAGUAGGUCUCUCUAUUGUGAUUGGAGACGUUUUGCGGCAGGUUCCUGUUGCUGUGUUAUUUGGUAUAUUCCUCUAUAUGGGAGUGAUGUCUCUCAAUGGGAUCCAGCUAACAGAACGCAUGAUGCUGCUAUUAAUGCCACCGAAGUACCAUCCUGACCACACCUACGUCCGCAAGGUGCGUACUCUCCGCAUGCAUCUGUUCACAGGUUUGCAGCUGGUGUACCUGGCAGUGCUGUGGGUUGUAAUGUCAACCUCGGCCUCGUUAGCCUUCCCGUUUGUUCUUGUCCUUACUGUGCCAUUCAGAAGGUUCCUGCUGGCCCGAAUAUUUACUCGCCGUGAGAUCCAGUGUCUUGACGCAGAUGAUGCAGAGCCUUCAAUUAAUGACAGAGAAAGCCAAGAUGAAUACACAGAGAUGCAGAUGCCAGUAUGACCUCAUUCCUCUCUCGUCACAACCUGCGCUUGCCUGACUUUUUUGUUUUAGUCAGAGGCGUCCAGAUGUACUGCCUUGUCUUUUGUCUUUUAUGUCUUAUGUCUUUUUUCAUUAACCAGUUGUUGUCUCCAUUUCAUCUCCCCAAUUUAGUUUUUGCUUAAAUUAUGUAAACAUUAUAUUUAUACAUAUGUAAAAGUGUUAAGUAGUUGCUCAGUGUCACUUGAACAACUGUGUAUCUGUCGCUUGACGAAAGCUUUGUCACCUGUACUAUUAAUGUUGUUUCUG